AUGCAUGAUCAUUUUAAACGACUACAAGAUCCCAUUAUUCGGUCAGAAUUUGGUGAAGACUUUCCAGAUUUGAAUGAACUUCUUAAAAAAUCGUCCCUAGUAUUUAUCAACACAAAUCCAUUUAUAGACUUUCCUAGACCUAUUUCAAAUAAAAUUGUUUAUAUUGGGGGUCUUGUGCAAGAAUCAGCUCCUCCAGACAGCAAAAUACUUGAUAAUAGAUCUAAAAAUAUAUUGGAUGAAGCUAGAGGAGGCGCUAUACUUUUUUCUUUUGGUUCAAUUACUGAUACUACAAAAAUUACAAAUAAUAUGAGAAAUUCAAUUCUAAAAGCAUUUAAACGGUUUUCUAAUGUUCAUUUCAUUUGGAAGUUGGACAAGGAAACAAUAAAAAAUCAGUCAGAAUUGCUUAAAUCUUUUCCGAAUGUUCAUGCUUUUGAGUGGAUACGCCAAACUGCAAUUUUAGCCCAUCCCAACCUUCGUGCAUUUAUCUCUCAUUGCGGACAAAACAGUUUAACCGAGUCUGUAACUGCAGGCGUUCCAGUCAUUGGACUUCCUCUUUUUGCUGACCAAUUUUACAAUGCCGAUGUUGCUCAGAAGCUUGGUUUUGGAUUACGAAUUGAUGUUUAUGAUUUAAAUGGACCGAAUGCUGAAAAUAUUUUGGCUGAAACGAUAGAAAAGAUCCUCACAGACCCAUCAUUUCGUCAAAAAGCCCAAAUUAUAGCCAAAAAAGUUCAAUUAACUCCAUUUAAUCCAAAAGAAAGACUUGUUAAAUGGGUAGAAUUUGCAGCAGAAUUUAGCGAUUUAUCAGAACUUGAUUUACCUGGAGCUAAGGAAAUGAAUUGGGUUGUCUAUUAUUCAAUUGAUGUAAUUCUCUUCUCUAUUGUUUUUGUGUUUAUUUUAUUCUGGGUUGUAUGGAAGGUUGUAAAGAGGAUUUUAGUGGAAAUAACUUCAAUAUUAUACUGCUUAACAUUUUCGAAACUCAAAAUUAGACGAAAGAAGGAAACAAGAAUAAUUUUGAUUUUGUUACAUAAUUUAGUUUUUUAG
Meloidogyne enterolobii is the source of this 1041-nucleotide messenger RNA. The record is from the annotation of a GenBank genome assembly. NCBI's taxonomy places the organism in Eukaryota, Metazoa, Nematoda, Chromadorea, Rhabditida, Meloidogynidae.